AUGAGGAUCCCGCUGUUCAAGCGCUUCGUUAUAGCUUGUCUCAACAUCCUCUUCCCACCCUUGGCGGUCUUACUCAUCUGCGGGCCAAACGAAGACCUCCUCUUCAACUGCCUCAUGUUCCUCCUAGCGGUCAUUCCUUCCCACGUGCACGGCUUCUAUAUCUCUCUGACCUACUUCAAUCGCAAGCGCAAAGUACGCAACGGCAUGUACCCAGGGAAGCCAAAGCACCUGAUCUGGAGCGACAAGGUGAACAAUGGGGGCGCGAGCAGGAGGGAAACCGAGAGAUUGAAGCAACAAACAGAAAACGGCAAGCUGGGCAGGAUGGUUAGCCGCCGGACUGCUAGUACGACGAUCAAGAACGGUCGUGAACCAACCCGUGUGGAAGACUGGGAUGACGGGUACAGGGAAGAUGCCAUUUCGCCGUCGACAAGCAGAAUGCGGUCGGGGAGGGUCGGUCGAAGCAACACGAGGGAAAGGUACUACGAGAAUCAGGACCAUUAUAGGUAA
Messenger RNA from Capronia epimyces CBS 606.96, 507 nucleotides. RefSeq lists its product as uncharacterized. Lineage: Eukaryota; Fungi; Ascomycota; Eurotiomycetes; Chaetothyriales; Herpotrichiellaceae. Gene Ontology annotation, cellular component: membrane. The record is from RefSeq and is a predicted model, not a curated record. The transcript has a single exon. The coding region runs from base 1 to 507 and encodes 168 amino acids.